AUGGGCGUCUAUAUAGUCGUUCUCGAUCAACAUUUCAAGAAUUCGGACAAUCCCAGCGACACGUCAUUUGAAGCUAAAUCUUAUCCUGCUACUGAACUCGAGUAUUCUAAUGCUAAUGCCUAUGAGACCUAUUAUUUACCGGCUCCUAAGGACCCAGAUCACUACAACCCAAUCAUGUGCUUAGAACAAUCACUGUAUACUAUCUUCGAAUUUACAAGCGUGGAUUCUGAUACAAUACCAAGCUACAUUACGCCCGCGCAGCAAGCGCUAUUUGGAACAUUACCCACAGAUUUUCUACAAGAUGUCGAUAAUACGCCACCAUCCUCACCGCUCACGCAGCUCUCGGGUGAUUCAGAUCAAUCGAGUCCUGUAAAAUUCCCUUCGUACGACCUUUGCGGAACAAAUCACUUGCGUAUCCUCCAGCGUUCCAUCCGACGGCGUGACGGUCCGAUUUUCCUUUCUACCAUGCAAAAUAUUAACCAGCUCCUCCGUGCGCUGAAAUACCUGCCACUUCCAUCGGACCUGUUCACACCAGCCCCUCCGAAUGUACUUAUAGAGGCCAUCAAAAUUUGGCCAUCAGGCGGGAUUCCCAACCUGUUGAACCGCUACGAAGCAUUUUCGAGCGACGUAUACGGCGAGCUGUUACCCUCGUUCACCUCAGAUAUCAUUGCUGCUACACAUCUCCACAAAGACUCCUUGUUUUUGGACUUGGGAUGUGAUGCGAGCCUGGAAACGUGCUGCAGAAUCUACGGAAUUGAGCUGAUGCCUACUCCCGCGGAGGGACUUUCGAUAGGAGAGGUGGAGUCAGAAGAAGGAGACAUGCUGACUAGUCGGAGAGCGGAUGUUGUGCUGGUUAAUAAUAAGGUGUUCCAGCAGUCGCUAAACGAAGCAUUAUGCCCGCGGUUUCUUGAUUUAAAAGAGGGUGCCAUUGUUAUUUCCUUGAAGCCAUUCGUUUCCUCUCUCAACUCACGCGUUACUGAACGCAACGUGGACGCGAUCUUUGACGUCUCUGAACUAUCCGACCGCUCUGGCAGCGUUUCAUGGGGAAGCGGAGGUGGCUCGUAUUAUCUACAUCGAGUUGACCGGGCAGGCUAUGCAGGAAUCAAACAACAGUUUGAGAACCAGCGUGCGAGGAGUGCGCGUGCCUCACGGCGGUGA
Suillus paluster is the source of this 1158-nucleotide messenger RNA. Its product is annotated as S-adenosyl-L-methionine-dependent methyltransferase. The record is from RefSeq and is a predicted model, not a curated record. The coding region runs from base 1 to 1158 and encodes 385 amino acids. The transcript is spliced from 10 exons. Gene Ontology annotation, molecular function: histone H3K79 methyltransferase activity. Lineage: Eukaryota; Fungi; Basidiomycota; Agaricomycetes; Boletales; Suillaceae. Gene Ontology annotation, cellular component: nucleus. Gene Ontology annotation, biological process: DNA repair; regulation of transcription regulatory region DNA binding; DNA damage checkpoint signaling.